Messenger RNA from Phyllotreta striolata, 581 nucleotides. The record is from the annotation of a GenBank genome assembly. NCBI's taxonomy places the organism in Eukaryota, Metazoa, Arthropoda, Insecta, Coleoptera, Chrysomelidae.
CAAACGUCAAGUCAAGUCAAAUAUUCGAUACAAAAUUCUUUCCAUUUCUUUCUGAUAAACGAAGUUGAACGGAUAGGUCGUUUCCCUAAGAAUGGCUCCUACGAAAGCUGCGGUGCCCCCCACGAAGCCCCAGGGCAAGAGGCCCCAAAUCAGAGGGAAAGGUCUCAAAAAGAAGAAGGUGGCUUUGAAAUUUGUUAUCGACUGCACCCAUCCGAGUGAGGACAGCAUUUUGGAUGUUGCAAAGUUUGAAAAUUAUCUCAAAGAAAGGAUAAAGAUCAAUGGGAAGACCGGGAACUUCGCUGCUGGUAAAGGAGGACAGCAUGCUGUUACUUUAAGCAGGGAAAAGAACGUGAAAAUUGUUCUCAAUUCUGAAAUUCCCUUUUCGAAAAGGUACUUGAAAUACCUUACAAAGAAAUACUUGAAGAAGAACAACCUUCGUGAUUGGUUGAGGGUAGUUGCUUCCGGAAAGGACUCUUAUGAAUUGAGGUACUUCCAGAUCAACAACCAAGAAGACGACGAUGAAGAAGAUAAUGAAUAAGAUAAUUGUUAUCUUAUAUUUUUAUUAAAUUAAGAUAAAAAUU